Molecule: messenger RNA, 2291 nt
Organism: Boeremia exigua
Lineage: Eukaryota; Fungi; Ascomycota; Dothideomycetes; Pleosporales; Didymellaceae
Product: glycosyl hydrolase family 3 N terminal domain-containing protein
Exons: 2
Coding region: 99-2291 (730 amino acids)
Biological process (GO): glucan catabolic process
Molecular function (GO): beta-glucosidase activity
Source: RefSeq, a predicted model, not a curated record
AACACGUUAAAGCGGAGCAUCUCAGCAGCGAUCAUGCGACGGCACUGGACAAGACAAAAGCUUUUGUCUCACAACUCAAUCUUACCGAAAAGAUCAAUAUGAUCACUGGGGCGAUUGGAAUGGACGUUGGAGGGUGCAUUGGACACAUCAAACCCAUUUCUCGCCUCGACUUCACCGGUAUCUGCAUGCUGGACGGUCCACAGGCAAUCAACCGUGCAGACCUCGUUAGUAUUUUCCCUUCCGGGAUUUUGGCCGGUGCAACUUGGGAUGAAGAUCUUAUCUUUGCGCGAGGUAAGGCCAUGGCAGACGAGUUUCGUGGCAAAGGAGCACACGUUCAGCUCGGGCCUGUUGCUGGUCCGCUCGGUCGUCAUGCUCUGGGCGGUCGAAAUUGGGAAGGCUUCUCACCCGACCCAUAUCUUGCUGGAAAAGCGAUGCGUGCAACAGUCCAUGGCAUCCAGUCCGUUGGCGUGCAGGCAUGUUCAAAGCACUACAUAGGUAACGAGCAGGAAACGCAACGAAGCAACACAUUCUCGCCCAAUGGAACAGAGGUUUUGGCCAUAUCAAGUAACAUCGAUGAUCGAACAUUUCACGAGCUCUAUCUCUGGCCGUUCGCUGAUGCUGUCAGGGCUGGGACGGCAGGCGUUAUGUGCAGCUACAACAGGCUCAAUCAGACAUAUGCUUGCGAGAACGAGCACAUACUCCACACCGUUCUGAGAGAUGAACUUGGGUUCCGGGGCUACGUGGUAUCAGAUUGGUUCGCGACCCAUUCGGGCACCCAGUCCAUCAAUGCCGGCUUGGACGUCAACAUGCCUGGCCCUCUCGACGAGCAGGAGACACUAAGCCGUAGCGGUAGAAGUUACUGGGGCGUGGCCAAUGUGACGCAGAUGGUCAAUGAUGGCGCCGUCGCAGAGACUCGUAUCGAUGAGAUGGUGCAUAGGAUCAUGUUGCCCUAUUACUAUCUCAAACAAGACCAGGGCUAUCCCUCAGUUGACCCUUCGCUGAUCCUCAGCUUUGCUGCACAGCAAGGUAUCCAACUGCAAAUACCCAUGAUCCCGAGCCGCGACGUCAGAGCGGAUCAUGCCCAAAUCAUUCGAAAGAUGGGGGCGCAAGGUAUUGUGCUUCUGAAGAACGCGAAUCAGACACUGCCACUCAAGUCGCCGAAGAGCAUUGGUAUCUUUGGCAACGAUGCUGGACCUCCGGUUGACGGACUGGUGUUUGGGGACAGGCCGUUUGCCAUCGGAACUCUGGACAUUGGCGGAGGCUCUGGGACCGGUCGCCACACAUACCUUGUCUCGCCGUUCGAGGCCAUUGCUGCCAGGGCCAAAGAGAUCAACGCCCGUGUGCAAUACAUCAUGGACAACCAAUUCAUUGCUGCCAAUGAUUUCCGAAGCAUCUUCCCCAUGCCAGAAGUUUGUCUCGUCUUCCUGAACACCUUCGCCUCGGAAGGUUGGGACAGAACAAGUUACGAAGCCGACUGGAACUCAACGCUCGUAGUGGACAAUGUGGCACGCCGAUGUCCCAAUACGGUAGUCGUAACCCAUUCAGCCGGGAUUAAUACGCUGCCAUGGGCGCGUCACCCGAAUGUAACCGCGAUCCUUGCUGCGCAUCUGCCAGGCCAGGAGGCGGGUAACUCAAUCGUCGAUGUGCUUUGGGGAACGGAGAACCCUUCGGGGAGGUUACCGUACUCCAUUCCUGUAUUGCAGAGCGACUACGACAUACCGAUUGCCAAUUUGACAGCAAGUGAGGUCACUAAGCCGGAUGCAUGGCAGGCUGACUUUGCUGAGGGCCAGUUCAUUGAUUACCGCCAUUUCGACCACUUCAAUAUCACGCCUCUGUAUGAGUUCGGCUUCGGGCUAAGCUACACCUCGUUCAUACUCGAAGGAUCGAUACAAGUCGAAUCUGUUACUCCAAAUCUCACUGCGAAGCCGGCUGCAGAUUCCGAGGUGCUUCCUGGCGGCAAAAUUGAACUGUGGGAGUCUGUUUUGCGCAUAACAGCGAACGUUAAGAAUACUGGACCUGUGGCCGGCGCAACAGUAUUGCAACUUUACGUAGCAUUUCCCGCGCGAACGACACCGAAGGGAACGCCAGUGCAAGUACUGAGAGGAUUCCGAAAGAUACAUCUACAGCCUAGCAGAGCUGGACUCGCAACCUUUGACGUCUUUCGCAGGGACGUCAGCUUUUGGGACGUAGUAACUCAGACCUGGGUCAUUCCAGCUGGCGAGUUUGAUUUCCGUGUCGGCUUUAGCUCAAGAGAUAUUGUGGGUGUUGUCAGUCAUGCUGUGCUUCCAUGA